AUGGCACAGGAGAUUGAUCAGUAUCUAAAGGACCAAUUUUGCAAUGGCCUCAAGGUGGGAGAGAGUGGCUCAAAAAUUCCCCUGCGCACCCACUUUGAGGAAAUUAGUAAAUUGCUUGAACAGAUUUUUCAAUCAUCCUGGAUUGCAGACUCAUCAAACAGGGAAAAGGUGAGAGAAAAGUUAUACUACCUCAACAAUGUUUUGACUGAAUGCCAAAUGCUAUCUUGGAGAGACCAACUGACCGUGUGUAAGAUAAGGAGGAAGUUAAACGAAAUCACAGAAGAGCUCAGGGGCUGGGUUCCAAAUGGAACGACUACUGCACAGCCUAAUGGUCAAGUAAGUUCAUCAUAUGAGAGACAAGUUACCCAGUGGAGCACUCGGGUAGUUGAUGCAUCUAAGGUUCAUGGGUUUGAUAAUGAAGUGACAUUACUUGAAAAGUUGGUUCUUAGGCAAGGAAGUGAUGAUCAAUUCAAGGCAAUAGGCAUUGUUGGUAAGGCUGGUGUAGGAAAAACAACACUGUGUCAAGUAAUUUUCAAUAAGCCGGAGGUUCAGAAGUACUUCCUUCCAAGGAUUUGGGUAUGCAUGUCAAGAAAACCAAAUGAAGAUAAUGACACAAGGGUUGCAAUUGUCAAGAGAAUGUUGGAUUGCCUUGGAGUUGACGAGGAGAUCAUCAAUAAGGUUCACGGGGAUCAUAGCCUCAAGGGGCUCCUCUAUGCUCUUCACCAGCAAUUGUAUAGGAAGAGGUAUUUGAUUGUGCUUGAUGAUGCCAGGAACAAUGAUGCAGAGGAGACACAAGCAUUUUAUGGUAAGUUGGAUUCUUUGUUAUCCCGUGAUGGAGAAUGGGAUUGUCUUGCUUAUGGACUACCAAAAGGGUGUGGUGGAGCUGUUAUUGUGACAAGUAGGAAUGAGGAAUUAGCAAAGAACAUGGUUGGGGAGGAAAAUCUACUUCGUCUUCUACCACGUUCAGACCCAGAGAGCUUCUGGAAAAUAUUCAAAGAUGCAGUUGAGAAAGGCACAGAUAAGGACAGCACACCGUUACAGUUCAAACCUUCAAAUGUGGAAGAUCUGAAAAAACAAAUUUUACAAAAGUGUGAUGGCUUUCCGAUAACUGCAAAAAUGCUUGGUGAGAUCAUGCAUGACCCAGUAAAACAACUACAGGAUCAAGCCGCUCCAAAUGUUACACAACAAGCAGCCACAGAUUCGCAGAAUAGUAUUAUUUGA
This is a messenger RNA of Quercus robur (English oak), 1221 nucleotides long. RefSeq names its product probable disease resistance protein At5g45490. The record is from RefSeq and is a predicted model, not a curated record. The transcript has a single exon. Lineage: Eukaryota; Viridiplantae; Streptophyta; Magnoliopsida; Fagales; Fagaceae. Bases 1 to 1221 code for a protein of 406 amino acids. Gene Ontology annotation, molecular function: ADP binding. Gene Ontology annotation, biological process: defense response to other organism.